Messenger RNA from Myxocyprinus asiaticus (Chinese sucker), 4396 nucleotides. Its product is annotated as GTPase Era, mitochondrial-like. Gene Ontology annotation, molecular function: rRNA binding; ribosomal small subunit binding; GTP binding. Bases 1390 to 2781 code for a protein of 463 amino acids. The record is from RefSeq and is a predicted model, not a curated record. The transcript has 11 exons. Gene Ontology annotation, cellular component: mitochondrial matrix. Gene Ontology annotation, biological process: ribosomal small subunit assembly. NCBI's taxonomy places the organism in Eukaryota, Metazoa, Chordata, Actinopteri, Cypriniformes, Catostomidae.
GAACCCAUUCCAUUUGAUACAGAAAACCCCUUUUAUGCAAAAAAAAAAAAAAAAAAAAUAAUAAAAAAAAUAACAUCUGUAAUAAAAAAUAUUUUUUUUAUAUAAAUGAGUUUAGAACAGUGGUUGGGCUGUGACCCCAAAAAGGGUUGCAGGUCUGUUUUCGUGGGGUAAGGGGCAGCAGGGAAAACAGCUACAUGCAGAUUGUACAAUGCAACUAAUCAUAUACACAAGCCAUCUUUACACUGCAAAGGUGGGACAGAAGCUGUAACUGAAGUGGCAUUUUGGUGUAUUUACACAGAUUAAUCCUGCUCAGAGCAGGCAAAUGCAUUUACACAGCAAUUACAAUUGCAUAACAUUUUUUAUGAGAUUAAUGUUUUAAAUAUAAAAUAGGAAACAAAUGAAAAUAUGAAGUUAUACUUUUAAAUAUGAAACAAAACUAUAAAAUAUAUGCUCUAUCAUGACAACAACAAAGUUUAAGGCUGCUCUGAUGCUGCAUUUCAUUUAAACAGAACCAAAGCAGCAUCAGAGCAGCCUUUGCUACUUGCGGCUGAGGUGGGACAGAACAGGCAUAAUUUAGUCUGGCUUUUAUGCACCAUUGCAUCUUUACACUGAAUUUUGAGCAGGCACAGAGCAGGCUUAAUUCAGCAGUGUAAAGACGCCUAUAAAUAGGCGUAUCCUCUUUUAAAACAGAGGAGAAAAUGCUACAUUUAUUUUGGUGUUGACAUCAAAGACAGCACAUCCAGUCAAACGGCUGUUGUUUAAGUGUUUACAAAAUGGUCUAUUUUUUAAUCAGCCUAAGUUAAUACAUUUUUCACUUUAAAUUUUCCUCCCUGCCCAGUAGGUGGCGAUAUGCACAAAGAAUGUGAAUCAUCAAAAAACAAAAGAAGAUUAAUGUGAAAGUGGAGAUUGAUAGUAAAAAAAAUAAUUAAAUAUUGAUCUGUUUCUCACCCACACUUAUCAUAUCACUUCAGAAGAUAUGGAUUAAAUCCCUGGAGUCGUGUGGAUCACUUUUAUGCUGCCUUUAUGUGCUUUUUGGACCUUUAAAGUUCUGGCCACCAUUCAUUUGCAUUGGACCUACAGAGCUGAAACAUUCUUCUAAAAAUCUUUGUUUGUGUUCAGCAGAAGAAACAAAGUCAUACACAUCUGGGAUGGAUUGAGGGUGAGUAAAUGAUGAGAGCAUUUUCAUGUUUGGGUGAACUAUUCCUUUAAGAAUUUGUUACUGUGGCUCUAGUGUCGCCUGACCAGUAGAUGGCAGUAAGAUGUAAAUUAUAGAUAGUUCACCACAAUACACGACUGAAGCAACAUGUCUGCGCCCUGAACACAUGUGUAAACAAACAUGGAGAAAGGAGUAACCUUGCUCAGGGAAUAACCUAACCGAAACGAUUUAAAAUGUUCCUGUUAUUCAGAGAAACAUCUUUAGCAAUGACAUUACGGCUUUGCGAGACCUUUUUACGGAGAUCUCUGCGAUUUUCGAACAUCCGAAAACUGUCUGCAGCCCCAGAACAUGCGCCACUGUAUCUGCGAGCAGGUUGCUCAGUUUUUCGGCCUCGGAUAUUAAGGAAUGGUCUCUUUCACUGGACUCCGGUCCGUUUGGUGUCCUCAGAUGCUUUUUUGGACAUAUUGCAGAAGGGAAGAGCGGUUGUGUCCGAAGGGGGUCACUGUCAUCACCCUGUCUCUGUCCCAUCAGACAGCGGUCACCAACUUUCUUCAUUGCUGAAAGAUCCUGAUCAGCCUGAAAAGCCCAAAUCUCUUAAAGUGGCCAUAGUGGGUACUGCGAAUGCAGGGAAAUCUACACUGACCAAUCAGCUGCUGGGCAGAAAGCUCUUUGCCGUGUCAGAGAAAGUGCACACAACAAGAUCACGUGCUGCUGGGGUUCUGACAGAGGAUGACACGCAAAUUAUUUUGUUGGACACCCCUGGUCUCACAACCCCAAUAAAGGCUAAAAGACACCUGCUGGAGGAAUCACUUUCGGUGGAUCCUUUUGAGUCCUUGCAAGAAGCGGAUCUAGUGGUGGUAUUAGUUGAUGUCUCUGAUAAAUGGACCCGCAAUAAGCUGGACUAUGAGGUUUUGAAGUGUCUGGCCCUCAAUCCAGAUGUCCCUGCCAUCCUUGUCCUCAAUAAGGUGGACCUACUAAAGAACAAAAUGUUGCUGCUUGACUUCACGGCACAGCUGACAGAGGGGGUGGUGAAUGGAAAGAAGAUCAGGAUGCAGAGUGCGUUGAAACCGUACCGAAGAUUAGCAGCCAAACCCCACAGCAGACACAGCGAAGAACUGAGUUGUGAGAGUGCAGAAGAGGAGUCUCAGGAGAGUAAAAACAGACUGAGCAGAGAGCAGCUGAAGGCUUUGAGGAGAUGCAGUGGGUGGCCACAUUUUAAGGAUGUGUUCAUGCUAAGCGCUGUCGACAGAGAAGAUGUGGAAACAUUAAAGAAGUACCUGAUUGAAGAUGCAAAGCCUCGCCAGUGGCAGUACCACAGUGAAUUGCUUACAGAUCAGACUCCUGAGGAUGUGUGCAUCAAUACUAUAAGAGAGAAACUUCUUGAGUAUCUCCCUCAGGAGGUGCCGUACACUAUGACCCAGCAAAUUGAAAUUUGGAAGGAGUCUGAGGAUGGGGCACUCGACAUAUCAAUCAAACUAUAUGUGAAGAAAGACAGUCAUAUGAAAAUGGUUAUUGGUCCUGGAGGUCAUUUAAUUACCAGAAUAACUCAGGAAGCUAGAAUUGACCUGAUGAACAUUUUCUUGCAAGAAGUGCGUCUAAAAAUAUCUGCGAAGUUGAAGAAGUGAAGUUCACAGCUCAAAUGAUGCAAAGAUAUAUGUGAAUACAUGGAAAGACUUUAAGAGUGAAGCAAUGGACUUAUGCUCAAAAUAUGAUGUAUUUACCACAUUAGGUUAUGCAGAUCAUACUCAUUCCUGUAAAUUCAAGUUUAUCAAAGCCUUUGGCACAUUAAAUUGCUUUUCUGAAUGAUUUUAGCUACAAGAGUAAUGGUCAGUUUCAUUAACAAGAUUAGUUACAAAUCUUACCGCUGUGGUAAACAUGUCUUUACAUAAUACUAAAUGCUUCAAUAAAUCAACAGUUCUUCAAUAAUGACAUAUUAUAGGUGGCUAUAGAUUCACUUUAUCAUUUAUUGUAAAGAAAGAGCAGGCUGACUUUGGUUUAUUGUAUCAUUGUCUGUAUUAAGACGGGCUGUUAUAUGUGGUGGAGACUUUCUGUUAAACAGAUUUUGUUCAGUACUCUGACCUGAACUCUCUCAACUGCAGCUAUACACAUUACUCACUGCUGCUGAGUGGAACAUUUUUUUUAAAUGUGUGUAGCUAUUGCCAUAACCCCAUUUACUCAGUUUUCAUUAGUUGAGUGAAUUAUUGCAUCAUAAUUCAAUGAAGCAAAUGUUGUAAGUAUAGAGCCAGAGUGGUUAAGGUCUACGUGAACUAAGGGAGGUUGCUGAACUGUCUUUGGUAUUGAAGUAUUGUCACUUAUCUUCAGACACCAGAAGGCAGUGCUUUGGCAACAAAUCGACUCGCAUACACUCACAAAUAUGCAGAACUGCACAAAUGGAGCUGGCAUUCUGUGAACACAGUUAUAAAUGUGUACAUAUAUUUUAAUUGAUCUUAAUAUAUAAUUGUGACAUUUAAAGCUAUUUUUCUUUUAAAUACUACAUGUAAAUAAUGUGGUCUAUGUCUUGUUUUUCUCUUUCCCCAUAUUUGUCUCAUCUUUAUUUGCCAAAAUACAAGCAACCCUUUCACCAAAUGCGCUGUAAACCCUAAUGUUGAAAAUAAUGAAUUGUUUUGAGUAGGGAAAAUAAAGUCAUACAAAUUAGUUCAAAUAAAUUAACCUUGAUGAGUAUUUAGAACUUUCCCUUUCUUUUGAGUUUACAAAAUGUACACCUUUUAAGCAACCUGAAUUGUUUUAUUGUUUUGAGUUUAAUGAACUCUUUAAAUUUACAGGAACUUAACUUUAACUGACACUGGACAAGGGAUUUCUGUUUACCAGCAUGCUUUGCAUGGGACAUGACAGGGAGAGUAAAUGUUAAGAUUAAGUGUUAUAUAAUGUGUCUCUGUGCAAGAUGAAUGGAAAGGGAGAGAACUGCUAGUGUUUAAUGUUUUGUUAUUUAGAAGGGUUUCUGUCAUGUUAAAGUUUUUGGGGGUUACUGUUAUAGUGAAUAGUGGAGCUUAAUCUUAGGUUGAGGACAGCUACAUUUUAAGACUGUAAUUUGUCAAUAUUGUUCUACAGUAUAUUGCUCUACUCAUACAGCAAAUGCUAUGCUAAUCAAAGCAUAGUUUUCAUUUAGCAUACAUUCACUAUUCUCUGUACUAGCUAGUUGAGCUUACUAGCUAAUUUAAAAUGUAUGAGUUAGAUUACUCAGUGUUUCAAGUUUAGAGCAAUAAACAUGCAUGUGUAGUA